AUGUUUAUGACGCCUAAGAGGAGCAAAAUGGAAGUCGACGAGUCUCGGGUUUUCCGGGCCGAGUGGACCCAGCGUUACUUGGUGGUGGAGCCUCCGGAGGGCGAAGGGGCCCUGUGCCUGGUCUGUCGCCGCCUCGUCGUAGCCACCCGCGAACGCGAUGUCAGGCGCCACUACGAGGCCGAGCACGACUACUACGAGCGGUAUGUGGCGGAGGGCGAGCGCGCGGCCCUGGUGGAGCGUCUGCAGCAGGGCGACUUGCCCGUGGUCACCCCGCUCACUCCCGAGGAGAGAGCCGCCCGUGCAGGCCUCGGGCUCGCCCGCCUCUUGGCCUUGAAGGGUCGCGGCUGGGGUGAGGGGGACUUUGUGUACCAGUGCAUGGAGGUGAUGCUGAGGGAUGUGCUGCCCGAACACGUAAGCGCUCUGGAUGGCGUUGAUUUAUCGCCAGAGGUCACGCGGCAGAGGGUCCUCAACAUUAACAAGAAUCUACGCAGUCAGCUUUUUAACCGAGCCAAGGACUUUAAAGCCUAUUCCCUUGCCUUGGACGACCAGGCCUUUGUGGCCUAUGAGAACUACCUCCUGGUCUUUGUCCGUGGCGUGGGCCAGGACUUGGAGGUACAAGAAGAGCUUCUGACCAUCAUCAACCUGACUCGUCACUUCAGUGUUGGGGCCCUUAUGGCGGCAAUCCUCGAGGCCCUGCAGACGGCAGGGCUUAGCUUGCAGCGAAUGGUUGGACUCACCACGACCCACACGCUGAGGAUGAUUGGUGAGAACUCAGGACUAGUGUCAUACAUGAGAGAAAAGGCUGUAAGCCCCAACUGUUGGAAUGUUAUCCAUUAUUCAGGAUUUCUGCACUUGGAACUGUUGAGCUCCUACGAUGUGGACGUUAACCAGAUCAUAAAUACUAUAUCUGAAUGGAUAGUUUUGAUUAAGACCAGAGGCGUUAGGCGCCCCGAAUUUCAGGCUCUCCUCACUGAAUCUGAAUCAGAGCAUGGCGAAAGGGUUAACGGACGGUGUCUGAACAAUUGGCUUAGAAGAGGGAAAACUUUAAAACUGAUAUUUUCCCUGAGAAAAGAGAUAGAAGCCUUCCUGGUUUCGAUAGGGGCCACAACGGUCCAUUUCACAGACAAGCAGUGGCUUUGUGACUUUGGCUUCUUGGUGGAUAUCAUGGACCAUCUUCGAGAACUCAGUGAACUGUUGAGAGUUAGUAAAGUCUUUGCUGCCGCUGCCUUUGACCAUAUCUGUACCUUUGAAGUUAAGCUGAGUUUACUGCAGAGACACAUUGAAGAAAAAAACCUAACACACUUUGCGGCCUUCAGAGAAGUUGUCGAUGAGCUUAAACAGCAUCUUAAAGAAGAACAAAAAAUAUUUGAUCCUGAUAGGUAUCAAGUGGUGAUCUGUCGCCUGCAAAAAGAAUUUGAGAGACAUUUCAAGGACCUCAGGUUCAUUAAAAAGGACUUGGAACUUUUUGCGAAUCCUUUUAAUUUUAAGCCUGAAUAUGCACCUAUUUCAGUAAGAGUGGAGCUAACCAAACUUCAGGCAAAUACUAACCUUUGGAAUGAAUACAGAGUCAAAGACCUAGGGCAGUUCUAUGCUGGCUUGUCUGCCGAAUCUUACCCAAUUAUCAAAGGGGUUGCCUGUAAGGUGGCAUCCUUGUUUGAUAGUAAUGAAAUCUGCGAAAAGGCUUUUUCGUAUUUGACUCGAAACCAACAUACUUUGAGCCAACCCUUGACAGAUGAGCAUCUCCACGCCCUGUUUAGGAUUGCCACAACUGAAAUAGAGCCGCAUUGGGAUGACCUUGUGAGAGGAAGAAAUGAACCCAAUCCAUAG
Puma concolor (puma) is the source of this 1827-nucleotide messenger RNA. The record is from RefSeq and is a predicted model, not a curated record. Lineage: Eukaryota; Metazoa; Chordata; Mammalia; Carnivora; Felidae.